Tigriopus californicus is the source of this 2039-nucleotide messenger RNA. Its product is annotated as iduronate 2-sulfatase-like. Lineage: Eukaryota; Metazoa; Arthropoda; Copepoda; Harpacticoida; Harpacticidae. The record is from RefSeq and is a predicted model, not a curated record. The transcript has a single exon. The coding region runs from base 251 to 2002 and encodes 583 amino acids. Gene Ontology annotation, molecular function: iduronate-2-sulfatase activity.
AAAAGAGAGCAAAAUAGCAUUUUGGCUGAAAAUCAUGGGAAAGCAUUAUUUGGUUAACAAGUAAAUUCAGAGGUCUUUGUCUAGGUUAAUUGAUCAGUAACCUUGGGUCACCGGUUUACAAUACUGACUGGUUAGAAUUUCGACUCAUUUGUCAAUUUGUCAUCGACAAGUGUUCGAAGUAGUUGCUGUUGCCCUACGUGCUGUACAAUUUUGCAAGUGUUGUUAAAACCAAGGCAUCAUCGCCACCAUCAUGCUCUUCUAUAUGCCUGGGAAGGUUUCAAACUUAAUUUUUAUUUUAAGCAUUGCAAUGCUGGUUCUUAUGAGAAUGGUCCAUUUUCAAUACUCAUAUUCGGGUAUGAAAUUCCCAUUUCAUCGUCCCGUGUUGACAGUGAGCAACAGCAACCCCAUUCUCAAGCCAAGGGUACCCCUGAACGUGCUUUGGAUCAUAUUUGAUGAUUUAAGGCCGGCUUUGGGUGUGUUAGGCGAUCCUAUUGCGCUCACUCCCCAUUUGGACCAGUUGGGUGAGAAAUCUACCGUCUUUACUGAAGCAUUCUGUCAAUAUCCGUUAUGUGGACCCAGUCGUAUAUCGGUGCUCACCUCUCGUCGGCCAGACACUUUAUUAUCCUACUUCAACGGUUAUCCGAUCAAUCAAACCGGAACAUUCGUCACCUUUCCCCAGUACUUCAAAGAGCACGGUGUGGUCACGGCCAGUUUUGGGAAGGUGUUUCACGUAGAGGACGACAUUCUAUUCGAUUGGGACCGGGUCUGGAGUUCGAAGCCGUGGUUUCCGUCACAGAACCAUUCGAGUGUGGAAUCCGAGUGCAGUCGGGCUCAAGGUCAAGCCCAGUUCAAAUUGAUGUGCCCAGUGGACUUGUCGACCCACCCCUCUGCCUUCUUCGCCGACAACGAAUUAGUGAGGAAAGUGUCGGAGUUCUUCCGAAACUGGGCCGAGACUGCUCGAUCCAAUCGGGAUCAAAGCUUCUUCGCGGCUGUGGGCAUGCACUUGCCCCACGUGCCAUUCAAGUUCCCAGAACCUUAUUUAAGUGCAUAUCCGUUGGAGCGAGUGAAACCCAUGCCCGAUGUGGAGAACGUUGAUUUCUCGCCCGAGAUUCGUCAAUACACUCGGCGACUGUUCCGGAAAUGGAACUUCUUGGGCAAGAACCUGGACCCUUCUCGCUUCAAUGACCGUUUCAGACACCAAUUCAAGCAACAUUAUUAUGCGGCAGUUAGUUUCGUGGACCGGCAAAUUGGGACACUGUUGAAGUCCCUCGUGGCCGCGGGUCUGGAUGAGAACACCAUCAUUUGCUUGACGUCGGAUCAUGGAUUCGCUCUAGGUGAGCAUGGCCUCAUUGGGAAGCAGUACAUCUACGAUGUCACUACCCGAGUGCCUUGGAUGAUUCGACACCCAAGUGCCAGUGGAUCCCUCCGGAACUUUUCCAUCGUCCCUCUCGAGCAACUUCAUAGGGUUGCUUCGCAAACUCGUCGCCGACCACUAAAGAGCGUCGCUCAACCUGUGGAGUCCUUGGACAUUUUUCCAACUUUAGCGGAUCUGGCCGGAAUCCCUGCCCCACCACGAUGUCCGGUUUUCAAUGGGAUGCUCUCGCGAAAGCAACCGCUUUGUGUGGAAGGCACGUCUCAAGCCCAAGAAGUUCUCGAUCAUUCGUAUCCUAAUCCAAGGGUCACCAAUCGAAGCCUUCGAGUGGCUUAUUCUUUGACCACCCAAGGGCAGCUUAUGGGUCGACAAAAACGAAAUAUUUCAAUGAUCAUGUAUAGCGCAAGAGAUCACCAAUAUCGUUACAUCGAGAGUUUUGCUUUUAAUCUGUCCUCGUAUUCACCCUUGUUCAAACAAAGUCUUCACAGGGAAUUAUUUGAUCAUGUGAACGAUCCAGAUGAGCUUCACAAUAUAACGGGCUUGUCAAAGUACAAAGAAGUAGUUGACUACUUCUCCAAACAAAUUCGGUCCUAUUUUGAUGUCAAAAACACUUCAAACCACCACCCUUAAUGGAACUUGUACUUAAUGUUCUUGUUGUACUCUUGUA